ACCAUGUCUGCCUCGACCGCUGCACACGGCGGGCUGCUGUGCACACAGAGAGCCCGCCUGCCGCAGCACGCCAGCCCCCUGUCUGAUCCCGACCACGCUGAACCCGCCGGUCUUCUCCUCCUGAUUCGUUCCUCCGGCUCCCGCCGGGAAAAGGGCUGUAGGUGUUGAGACAUCAGGUCGAGGAGGCGGGGGCUGCGAUUAAUCUGGCAGAUAGACUUCACAGUGAUCUUCUCCCCAGCGGCCCGACGGAGCAGGGCAGGCCAGCGCGCUGGGGGAAAAGAGUGGGGGACAGAUCUAAACGGACGAAUAUGAGUUCGUCCUUCACUUUUUUUUUUUGUCCACUCUCAAUUAGCAGUUCACUUUUGUCCUGCAGGGUUUCUGUGUAGGGUUCUCGAGACAGCUUGGCCAAGACGAGAAGCCAGCCUCAGUGCCGCCUGAAGCCGGGUGGAAAAGGCUCAGCCCUGGGCUCUCUAGAUGACAGGGCGGUGUGGUAGGGGCGUGCUUCCACAGCCCCUCAGCACGACACUUUAUUUAUAAAUCAGGAAUUCCAGGCAUGGAAAGUGACAUCAAGCCCCUCUGUCUCCCCCCUUCCCUAGAAAGCUCUCGGGUGCUGGAGGCUGUGCUGCUCCUGUCGCUGCUCUGGCUUUUUUUCAGGCCCAUCAUUUCAAUUGCUCCUUUUUCGUUUGUCUACGCCUUUUUAGCUCGUCGCCGAGACGCUUUUUUUCCCCCCACUUUGUGCUGACUGCUUCUGCGCGCUGCCCUCGCUGGAGUCCUGCCUGGCCGCGCGGCCGCGGCUCUUCGGCUGCCGUUGCGAUGCCUGCCGCCGCCGCCGCGCUCGCUCGGAUUGGUUCUGCAAGGCUGGGUCUGUGGUUGCCAGGGAAACCAAACAGGCUGUGGCCUAGCGGAGCCAGGCAGAGCCGAGGGCUGUCCUGCGAACCUCCCCUGCCUCGCUCAGCCGUCAAGUCGGACGGGGAAGGGAGGAGCUUGCCCCCCUCUAGUAGGAGCCGGGGAUUUUCCACCAGUAGGGGCCCUUCCUGCACGUACAGCCCCCUCUGCACUCUGACUCGCCCUCGCCAGGCAGCAGGAGAAAGAGAGGCAGCAAGAUGUCAUCCAACCCGAUCCCCAUCAAACAGAAGCCCAAGUCUCCCUUUCGGAAGAGGGCUAGCCUCCAGAACGCCAUCUCCCCGGAUCUGCGAGGCGUCUCCGGCUCGUACCCCCUCACCUCCCAGCGCUCCCUUCCUGGGACCCCCAUCUCGCUGAAGCACUUCCCCAUCGACCUGCGCACCUCCAUGGAUGGGAAGUACAAGGAGAUCGCCGAGGAGCUGUUCUCGCGCAGCCUGGCCGAGAGCGAGAUGCGGAGCGCCCCCUAUGAGUUCCCGGAGGACAGUCCCAUCGAGCAGCUGGAGGAGCGCCGCCACCGGCUGGAGAGGCAGAUCAGUCAGGAUGUGAAGCUCGAACCCGAGAUCCUGCUCAGAGCCAAGCAGGACUUCAUGAAAAUCGACAGUGCUGCUGAUCUGGAGUACUUGAAGGAGCAGAAUGAGGUGGUUAUUGAUCACAUCACAAAGGAGCGGGAGCUGUUGGCAGAGAGGGAGUACCAGCGGGUCGCCAUCUCUGGGGAGGAGCAGUGUGGGGUGCCCUUUACAGACCUGCUGGAUGCGGCCAAGUGUGUGGUGAAGGCCCUGUUCAUCCGGGAGAAGUAUGUCAUGCUGUCCAUGCAGAGCUUCUGCAAGACCACUGCCCGAUACCUGCAGGAGCUGGGGGAGAAGCCCCUGGACCUGCGUGUCUAUGAUGAGAUCCCCGAGAUCCCUGUGGCAGCAGAUGCCCCUGUGCACCCUCCUGUGUCAGACACUCACCCCUAUGAGAACCUGGACAUCCGAAACAUGCCCCCCGACAUGGGCUUUAGCUGCCAGAUGGUGAAUGGGGUGGUCCACAUCUACACCAAAACCAGCCCCAUGGACAAGAACACAGAACUGGAUCUGCCCUACCCAGACCUGCAGGAGUACAUCGCUGACAUGAACUUCCUGAUGGCCCUCAUCAUCAAUGGCCCCGUGAAGUCGUUCUGCUACCGACGGCUGCAGUACCUCAGCUCCAAGUUCCAGAUGCACAUCCUGCUCAAUGAGAUGAAGGAGCUGGCCGCACAGAAGAAAGUCCCGCACCGCGACUUCUACAACAUCCGUAAGGUGGACACACACAUCCACGCCUCAUCCUGCAUGAACCAGAAGCACCUGCUGCGCUUCAUCAAGAGGGCCAUGAAGAAGUACCCGGGCGAGAUCGUGCACGUGGAGAAGGGCAAGGGCCAGACGCUCAUGGAGGUCUUCGAGACCAUGAACCUCACGGCCUACGACCUCAGUGUGGACACCCUGGACAUGCACGCUGACCGAAACACCUUCCACCGUUUUGACAAGUUCAACGCCAAGUACAACCCCAUUGGGGAGUCCAUCCUGCGGGAGAUCUUCAUCAAGACAGACAACCAUGUAGAGGGGAAGUACUUUGGGCACAUCAUCAAGGAGGUGAUGGCUGACCUCGAGGAGAGUAAAUACCAGAAUGUGGAGCUGCGUCUGUCCAUCUACGGCCGCUCCCGGGACGAGUGGGACAAGCUGGCGCAGUGGGCGGUGAAGUACAAGGUCUACUCUGACAACGUGCGCUGGCUGGUGCAGGUUCCUCGGCUCUUCGAUGUCUACCACACCAAGAAGCAGCUAGCCAACUUCCAGGAGAUGCUGGAAAACAUCUUCCUGCCACUAUUCGAGGUCACGGUGAACCCGCGCAGCCACCCUGAGCUGCACCUCUUCCUGCAACAUGUGGUGGGAUUUGACAGUGUGGACGACGAAUCCAAACCAGAGCAUCACAUCUUCAACCUGGACAGCCCACUGCCAGCCAACUGGACAGAGGAGGACAACCCCCCCUACUCCUACUACCUCUACUACAUGUAUGCCAAUAUGGCUGUGCUGAACCACCUGCGCAGGAGGCGGGGCUUUCAAACAUUUGUGCUCCGCCCCCACUGUGGGGAGGCAGGGCCAAUCCACCACCUGGUGUCGGGCUUCAUGCUGUCAGAGAACAUCUCUCAUGGGCUGCUCCUGCGCAAGGCACCUGUGCUGCAGUAUCUCUACUACCUGGCCCAGAUUGGAAUCGCCAUGUCGCCGCUUAGCAACAACAGCCUGUUCCUCAGUUACCAUAGAAACCCACUCCCAGAGUACCUGUCCCGCGGACUGAUAGUCUCCCUGUCGACUGAUGACCCCUUGCAGUUCCACUUCACCAAGGAGCCUCUCAUGGAGGAGUACAGUAUUGCGGCCCAGGUGUGGAAGCUGAGCUCCUGCGACAUGUGUGAGCUGUCCAGGAACAGCGUGCUGAUGAGCGGGUUCUCGCACAAGGUGAAGAGCUACUGGCUGGGCCCCAGUUAUGUCAAGGAGGGCCCCGAGGGGAAUGACAUCCGCCGCACCAAUGUGCCGGACAUCCGCGUGGCGUACCGUUACGAGACCUUGUGCGAGGAGCUCAACCUCAUCACCCAGGCCGUGCGCACUGAGGAGCUGGACACCAUCGAGGAAGAGGACAGCCUGUCCAUGGCUCCUGUCCCUGGAGCGCGAUAAGAGCUCCCGUCAUGCAGUCAGCACCAGAAACCCUCCCACCUGCCCCCCCGACCCCAAACUGGCACGCCCCCCUCCAACCCCCGCCGCCCACACAGAGCCGAGACAGGAGGGUGUUGGUGCGGUGCCUGUGGGGUUCCCCAGAAUGUUCUCCUUGUUCAUGUUCACAGAAGAUGAAGAGGUCCUGGAAGGUCGUGUUUUUAUGCAGCUGUCUGUAUUCAAAGCCAAGAAAAUAUACGAUUCAGAAGUGGGCCUGUUGGCCAGCUGAGUCUGCCUUUAUUGUGGGGACGAUCAGGGUGAAGCUCGGGCACUGAGGGGCUUUGUGAAGGGCUGUGCCGGGUGUUUAAGAACUUCCUCCUUCUCCUUGACUGGGACAGGAGUCUGAUUCUCUCCUCAACCUCCACUCCUCUCUCACCAACUCUGCUUGUGUUAAUGACAAGGUUCUGGAAGGAAUUGAUCUUUUUCUCUGCAAAACAAAAGAGAAGACUGUAGCCUACUUUUCUUAUUUUUUGCCCUUUUCCCGCUAUCCUCUUUUUCUGCCAGAAAUUUGGCACUCACGGUUCUGGACACAGGCAGCUGAGAGUGUUCCCCUUGUCAACACAAUGGAUUGCUUGCAGCUAGCCUCUUUUCACACGUGCACGCUCACAGGCACACGUCCACUGACCUAUGACUUUGUGGUGACAAGAAGUUGCUGUGGGAGACAGAGGGGACCAUUCUAGUUCUCAUGUCAAGACCAAUACACUGCCUCACAUCCCAGGGCGAAAGCCAUGCACUGAGGAGAAAUUGUAUUGUAGAGAAACUUGCUGUUCUUUUGUUAGGGGAUUAAAAAUAAAUGUCUCAGAGUAUCUGCUCAGGGGUAAAGUGCUGUAAAGUGGAGUGACAGGCAUGGCGAAGGGAGAGGGACCAUGUUCCAGAGGAACCGGACUGGGACACAUUCCGUGAGCUGGAGUUUGGUACGACUGUGACCUGUUUUUUUUUAAUCGAAGAGUGUUGUUAAUUAUUGCAGAUGUAACAGAAGAUAGUUGUGUUGAGCAGCCCUGUGGCAAAGAGGGAGUAUAUGGGGUGACUGGGAGUUUGUACAGGUGGAAACGGGUAUGCUGUGUGAUACUCUCUGCGCUGGGCAUCGCCAACAGCGUGUUGUCUGUAAUGUGAAAAGGCCUGCAGAGCUGGGCAGUGCUGUGCCAGCCUCAUGAACACUGUGAGCCAGAGUUCUGACUGGGUUCUGCUUUUCAGUCUUUCAGCUGAUUGGCUUGGGCUGUGCUUGGUAACCUUUCACCUGGAAACACACUGUGGGACGAAGCUUGAAAAAUCAUGGAUUGAUUUAUUAGUAUGUUACUCCUUGAAGUGUCUUGACAGUUUUACGGUGCUGUAUAGCUUGGGGGCCCACACACACCAGCUGGGCUCUGCUUGAAUUGAACCCUUAACUGACUUAAUAACAGGUUCAUUUAAACUUUGACUGUUUUCAGAUCUUAAACAUGCAGGAGACAGCUGUCUUUUAACUACUGCGUGUCACAAGUGUCAUAAAAUCCCACACUUUUGAUUAAUAAAAUAACGUGAAAAUAUUUCAUUGAGUAACUCAUUGGUUCAGUUAAGGCUUCAGUUAGGUGAUGAAGCAGGGCUGCAGUGAGAGCCCAGCGGAGGUGUGUCAGCCUCCAGGACCAGGAUUGGAGCCCCCGCCGCACAGGACAGACUGAGGAGAGGGGUCCUGGAAAAGGAGGUGUUUUAGUUCCAUUUUUUGUGAGCUGCAGAGAUCCAGGGUGUAGUGUGGUCCCGUCAAUAUAUAAGAGAAUUCCCCCAGUGGUUUUCUUCUUGACAUGCUGCAGUGGUUAUUUGAAUUCACUGUGUGGGGUUUGUGAGUCGGCAAACUGAAACCAGACGGAAACCCCAAACUGAAAGGAAAACGUCAGCUGCUUGUGAGAACCUCACCUCUGCUGCUUGCCCUGAUCGUAGGCUGUCGCUUCUGCUGUGUUAGAUUGAGGUCCUGUGUGGUACUGUUCAGGCUGCCUGUGUCUCUUGUCCAGCUAUUGCCGGAGGAUGGGAAGUUCUCUGAUCCUCCAGCAGGGGGCGCUGUAUCCUUAUCCUAUAACAGUAUCCACUACCUAAGGACAAAAAUGUAAACCGUUAGAAAUCCCUGUGAAAACGCUCGCUGUGGUGUUAUACUAUGCAUUGAUUUUAACCUACAUUUGUUGUAUCUUCUUUUGGGUUUAUUACUAUUGUUUGAUUUUAAUUAACUUUUUUGUGUUCUUAAAUGUGUUAUGUUCUGCAGUCUAUAUCAAAACUGCCUAGUUUUUUUUUUCUGACUGCCUGCUAUAUAUAUAUCACAGUAUAUAAACAGAAGUGUUUUAUACUGAAGACAUCAGAGUGUACAGUAAGUCGUAGGGAUAGUUCAAUCUGACGUUCAUUGUAUUGACAGUAUCCCUUGUGCGGUACUACUUGAUGUCAAGUGCAAUUGGUCUCCGCCUAGUGGUGCACACUACGCACUGCAAUUCCUAUCUAAUUCAUUGUGCACUCAAGCGGGAAAUUUCAGCUCUGCUUCUGGGGUCGUCUAGUUUGUAUAGUUAUGUUUAGAUGCUUAAUUGAAGGUUUAGUUUAAUUACUGAUUUUGAUUAGCAAGUAAUUUUUGAUUAGUUUUGAGUGUAUUUCAAUUAUUAGCAAUUGUUUGGGAGUUCACUAGAUUAUUUUAAAAAAGUUUUCUUUCUUGCGUUCAUAAAGAGAUCAAACUCUGCAAACUGGUACAGUAAGUGUAACGUGGUUUCACAUGGGGACAGUGAUCAGCUGGCACAGCUGGCUGCUGGGCUCAGUUUUUAUUCAGUUGGCUGUGAAGGUUUACAUGUAUUGAGCCAGUCUUUAGUUUGUACAAAAUACAGAGUGUAUUUUUAUUAUAAGGUAAUAAGAAAUAUGAUUUAAAAUACUAAUAUCUAUAUAAGAGUUUAUUUGGUUGAUUAUUUUUAUUUGGUUGACCUUGCUAACUUUCACAAAGCGUUAAUAUGUGUCCUCUCCUCCAAAAUGUUGCUGGUGUUUGCUUAAAGCCAUUUUUGUUUUGUGAACCAUUUUUUGAAAGGUAAUUGUUUUCUAGUAAUAUAUAAAGACAAAGUAAUUGUGUGGAUGAAUCUGUCUCGUUUGACUCCUCAGCUGUCCUCUUUGACUGUCCAAAGGGAGCAACAUGUGGCCCUCCUAACACAUUCCACUGCAGUGCUUCAGGACAGCCAGGACUGCUCUGGCGAUGUACAGUACCAGUUGAGCAAGGUGCUGGCUAUAGUAAAGUUCUGUAAUGGAUUAGAUAGGAAGGGCUGCAAGUUGGGUGGUGUAGCUCUGGAAUGUGGUUGCUCCACCGACAGCCCUUCCAACCAACUCCAUGGCAGAGUUUUGCUGCCACCAGAACCUUGAUUAUUACAUGGAACCUGCUGCUUCUCAGCGAAAGAAUCGGAGGUGCUGGCUGUUGCUAUGUUUUGGCAUCGGAGAGGAUUCGAAAAAAAUACUACUGGAGUAGCUCAGUACUGGCUUCCUCCUGUAUAUCUGUUUUCUUUACCUCAAAUACUGCAGAGACUCGUCCUGGAAAAGUUGUGAUGAGGUGCUUAGGAGUGGGGGGGGUUAAGCUAGUAGGACAGAGGUGGGGGGGUCACUAAAGUUUAGCCUCCCGAAUAUGCAGAUAUACAUAAUCAGUGCUGAGAAGGGACGGGCUCUUAUCUCUAAAUCACCUGGAGCAGCAGCUCCCAAAUUCAGCAGCAGUGGGCCAUAGUCCUGAAUUCAUUCCUGCACCUGGACCGAUCUUAAUUGAAUCAUUAAGCUUAAUUGGAGCAGUUAAACAGAUUUCCACAGCUCUUCAGAUGCAGCUUACUUAAAAAGAGCUAGAAAACCUGCUGGAAUGUGAACCUGCUGGAAUGUGACCCUCCAGGAGGUGGAUUUUCCGAAUCCUGGAUUUUGUGGGACUGUGACUGAUGUCCCCAAGGGAACGUACCGACAGACGCAGAUGUCUCGGUUUGAGAAUUUGUGGAGAGACAAAAGAACAUGUUUCUGCUGGGAUCUUCCCAACGGCUGCUGUGAAAUCUGUGGAAAAAUGGCCAACAAAAUGUUUGGUCUUGUCCUCGGAUCCAGACAGGCAGGAUUUUCCUGUUGUGAGGUGGAAUUGCUGUUUUGGUUCAGGAUUCCCUUCUCUCUUUACAAAACCCCAUUGUCUUAUGUUUACUGUUUUGUGCGGAUUUUAAUCUGUGUAUCAGCGCAGCAGAAUUUGAGUUGGUUUGAAGCAAAAAAAUCUGUUUUAUGUAUAUAGUAUUGAAAUGUGAUGAUCAGCGUGUGGCAUUUCCACUUUGCAAAGUAUCCAUAACAGAAAUAUCCUCAUGUACGACUAAUCUUUUUUAAACAACAAGGAAGCUAGUAUUUCCUUCAUUUGUGCUGCAUGGUCCGAACCCAUCGGAUCUGGUGCCAAAGUGAAGAAGCCUUUGUCGGGCCUGCUGUCAUUCGCUCAGAUUUGCAUUUGUGAGCCUGUAUUGAUUAAGACUAUAUUGAUCCAAGGAAAGAGAAGAUCGAAAGACUGAUUGAUUGUCUGAAGCCUGGUUUGCCCACGUCCUGCAGUAAAAUGGACUUUGUAUAUUUUUCUUUUUCCACUCUUUCCUCCCAAAUCCCCCUGCUGCAAUCCUGGCAGUCCUGUGCUUUGUCUGCCUUCCUACCAUACGGAGACGUUGCUCUUGCAAUGUGGUUGGACAUACAGUAGUUCAAGGCACGAGCGUUCUUUCAGUUCACAUUAGCUAGUGAUGAAUCUGCAGUGAGGCACAGAGCAGUGUGAUUUUCCAAGACACCCCUGAUGACAUCAGCAGCCUGCAAGUCCGCUGUGCUCAUGGAAACCUGUCCCAGCAGUUUUACAUGAGACUCAGUGCGGCUCUGGGGGGUUUGAUCUUGAUAGAAUGCACAUUAAUGUUCUAAUUUCACUAGUUGAUAGCUUUUGUGUUUUACCACAUUUUUCAAUUCUUUAUUAGUUGUUUGUGACUGCUGUCUCUCUGUUGUUGGCUUAACCGAAUGCUGGUGUCUUGGUUAACACCCAUUAAAACAAUAAUGUUUCAUCAAUAAUAAAAUAAAGCAUGCUGAUUCACCAUG
Messenger RNA from Lepisosteus oculatus (spotted gar), 8672 nucleotides. It is a transcript of the gene ampd2b, whose product is annotated as adenosine monophosphate deaminase 2b. Gene Ontology annotation, molecular function: AMP deaminase activity. Gene Ontology annotation, cellular component: cytosol. Lineage: Eukaryota; Metazoa; Chordata; Actinopteri; Semionotiformes; Lepisosteidae. Gene Ontology annotation, biological process: AMP metabolic process; IMP salvage. The record is from RefSeq and is a predicted model, not a curated record.